Messenger RNA from Limulus polyphemus (Atlantic horseshoe crab), 2176 nucleotides. RefSeq names its product XK-related protein 4-like. The record is from RefSeq and is a predicted model, not a curated record. The transcript has 6 exons. NCBI's taxonomy places the organism in Eukaryota, Metazoa, Arthropoda, Merostomata, Xiphosura, Limulidae. Gene Ontology annotation, biological process: engulfment of apoptotic cell; phosphatidylserine exposure on apoptotic cell surface; apoptotic process involved in development. Bases 992 to 2062 code for a protein of 356 amino acids. Gene Ontology annotation, cellular component: plasma membrane.
CGUGUGUUUUGUCUCAGCCUCUUGUAAGAAACGAAAAUUCCAAUGGCUCUCUAAUGCCACUUGACUUACGCUAACUUUGCUAAUGAUCAAACGUGUCUUUCUUUUUCAGUGUGCGGCUCACUUUGUUGUGAUGCAGAAUGUCGCUAGGGUACUAAAUAUAUUACUAGUACUAAUAAAUGGCGUGGUUGUUUGUGAAUGCUAUUUUAAGUACUACUACAAUGGCACUGCUACUUCAUGGUUGUAAAUGAAGUUGUAUGAUUUUAUGUACAAUAUAGAAAGAAAACAGAUGGAAAUAAAGCUCGUAACAUUUAGAUAUAACAGUUUAAUGGUGGUAAUACUGACUGGUACGGUGGUACUCGCUGGUAGUACUACCCUUCUUUGACUGGUACUGUGGUAGUGGUAUACGAAACAAGCACAUUUCAUUUCCUGUAUUAUAUGCUAUAUUGCUGUAGCUUGUGAAGCUCAUGAAACUAAUUUUUAAUUAAAGCUGAGAAGGUCGACAGAACGUACAAUGCAUUUCUUGGUAUAUUUUGGAUAAAAUUAUGAAGUCAUGUUAUUGUUAAUAUGCUACUUAUCAGCCUUGGUAGUAAUAGUAUUCAUGGAUGACUGAAGUGGACGUCCAGAUUAGGCAUAACACAAUCUCGUCUUCUUUUGAUGCUGACUUUUGGUAGAGAUCUUGGAGGCUGAUACAUGGAUGUCAACACAUUCUUCUUCCAUUAGGUACUUCAAUGAGCAGAUUCACGAGUUUCCCUCAGGUUGCCAUUCUGCUUAAUCCAGAGGCUCUAGUGUGGUUUUUUUAUGUAGUUGGGGUUCAAAGAAGAAACUAAAAAACAUCACCAAGAGCCUUUUAUAUCUGCAUGCUUUGUCAAUGAAUUGUAACAAAAUAUGGUGCUUUUGGCAAAAAAAGGAGUGAAACUACUAUGAAUUUUAUUUGCAUGUAGCUUUAGUAUUUCUUUUUCAAGAUUUUAGUGCAAUACUUAACUGAGUAAAGAUGGCUUGUCUCCAGAGUCCUAACGGUUGUCAAGAUAGUGUUGAAAAUUAUCAGAAAAUGGAAAGUACUGAAAUGACCAAUGGGUGUAAUGGAGUUUCUUGUACACAAAGUGAUGCUACCUCAUCAGAAACAUCUGAUGCUACAUCCUUGGAUGGUGACCUCAGGUUUACAGUGCUUGACUGUGUAUUUCUUUUAUGGUGUCUAGGAACAUUUUUGUUUGACAUUGGUAGUGAUUUGGCAAUGUGUUUCUUGCAUUACCAUUAUGAGAACAUAUGGUAUUUUGGAUUAACUUUUACCUUUGUUAUUGUACCUGCUUUAACAAUGACAGGCUUCAGUCUUCGUUGGUAUUUGAUGGAUGAAAACCAAGCAUUGACAUCCGUGUCUCGUGUCCAAUGGUUUGUUCGAGUUGUUUUUCUUAUUCUGCAGUUGGCACCAGCAUUAAGAUAUAUUGAAACUCUGUGGUAUGGAUUCAAGGUGCGAGCUUCAUCGAGAAAAGAAGCUUUGAAAGAAGUAAGAGCUUAUUACUGUAAAAUGGUUUAUGAAAAUUCAAAUACAUCCAUGUUACGAUUGUUUGAAUGCUACAUGGAAUCUGCUCCACAACUGGUGCUACAGUUGUUCAUUCAGGCUAAGAGUUCAGACCCUCUUCAGUUGGAUUGGAAAACAGUUGCUUCCUGGGUUUCUAUUCUGCUUUCCCUGAUUUCUUUAACAACUUCUGUUGUUUCCUGCCACUUUAUAGUAUGUUAUUCCAUUUUUCCUGAUGAAAGUGCUUUGUUAAAGAUUGGAAAAGUAGGGAUGUUCUUUUGGAGAUUCUUUGUUAUUGCUUCACGUGUAGUUGCUCUCUCUCUUUUUGCAUCUUACAGUCCAGUAGCCUUUUUUAUUUUCUGUGUAAUACACUGGCUUGUUAUGACCCUAUGGAUAUUCUCAAUGAAGACAAACUUUUAUGAUAAUAAGUAUGAACAGUAUAUAUAUGAUGCUGUAAUUGGAGUUCAGUUCAUAUUUUGCUGUUGCAAUCCAGCAGGACAUGCCUACUCGAGUUAUAUACACAAUAUAUUACAUCAUAGCAUAUCUUGAAAACACUAUUCUCAUGUUCAUUUGGUAUGCACACUCAGAUCCUGAAGUAUGGUAUCGUAUGCUUGCUGUAUGUUUCCAUUUCACCAGUUUUCCAGUUGGAAUUAUGUUUAUGGU